UUCACGUGAUGUCCUCAAAGGCCGUUCUCUGCCCUGAACGCAGCGCCGUUUUGCGUCGCUGCAACCGAUUCCUAUUUUCUGGAUUUCAAUUCAUACAAUGCUUUGGUGACUAGAGACCCUCUCAUUUUUCAGAACCCCCCUAAAGGCUUAGGUUUGAGGCUGCAGCGGUAAAUGCGUUCUGGGACUUGGACCAUAAUCUACAUGUGAACGUCAUGUCCCGGUUAAAUGAUACGACCCUUGAACACGAAACAUGAGCAAACGACAAAUUCCACGUAUAACACUGAGUCAAGCGAAUUGACCACCCCAAGGAGAAAGCAUCUGACCUGUAGUCAUGACGGCCCGACAGGUCCUCCACCACGUCACCGUGACUAUCAGCAAUCACAUUUUAUUCAAAAGCCACAGCAAGGCCUGAAGCGGCGCAGCCACCCUGAAAACCAUGGCGAAGACCAAUCUACGAAGAAACAAUGCAUCACUCAAAGUGACGACAAUGCUGACGAGGAGUGCGAUAAUUGGUCCGUUGCUGCCUCGGUUGGUGAUGAUCCUGGCUCCGCAGAUGAUCUUCCAGAGCUCGCCCAAACAGAAAUUCAGCGCCAAACGUCUGGUAACGGGCAACUACCCAAGAAUGAGGAUUACACAAAUACAACAUCUGGUGGAAGUGGAAUUGCAUCAAAAGGGGGGCAGGAAGCCUAAAGGGC
This is a messenger RNA of Ilyonectria robusta, 695 nucleotides long. RefSeq lists its product as uncharacterized. Lineage: Eukaryota; Fungi; Ascomycota; Sordariomycetes; Hypocreales; Nectriaceae. Bases 226 to 690 code for a protein of 154 amino acids. The transcript is spliced from 2 exons. The record is from RefSeq and is a predicted model, not a curated record.